AAAGUGCCCCACUGUGCUGUGCCCACAAACAAAAUAAAAGAAAAGAAACUAUACACAAUUUCUGUCAAUAAUGAAAUUGAAAUCACUUAAAAAUAGUAAUCUAGCCGUUUUACAGUGAAGUUGUGUGUUAACAAACUUUCGCCAGCCUCUAUUCUAAUGGAUUCAAUAUACGUGCAGCAGCAACCCCUUCCACAUGAUGAAGAUCCGGACGUUUUGGCCGAGGAUAAUACCCGUCCAUCACUGCCGGAGGAUUUUCCAAACUUUCGCGAUUUUCAGAUCGAAAAAAUGGUUCUGUACUUCCGGGUUGUUACCGAUGGUACGGAACAACGGCUCCGGCUCGGUUUCAAAUGCAAACUGUGCGGGGAGGUUUUCAACAAGACUAUGCAGCUGCUCGGGCACAUCCGGAACCAUUUCGAGGAUAAUCACAUCUGUAAGGACUGUGGGAAGUACUUUUUCGACACGAAUAAGCUGCUCAUCCAUAAGAGGGCCAAACACACUCAACCUUUAAAAUGCCAGCUGGGAUGCUUAAGCUAUACUACGUCGAAUUUUAAAUGCCUGCAGACGCAUUAUUUGCGUUCACAUUGUAUAAAGAUACGGUCUAAGGAUAUGAAAAAGAUGGAAGAAUCGCCAACUCCCCCCUACCGACAGAGCAGCAACGAAAGUAAAACAAAAAUGCAACGUGAGACAAUUGCUGAUCAACAACGGUCCCUUUCGGUAGUACAAACUGUUCAGCAAUCAUCGCCCGAGGUCGAAGAUGAAGACGAUGAUGAGGCAGAGGAUCACGAUGAAGAUGAAUUUGAUGAGCCAGAAGAUUACGGUCAGACGGUUGAAUGCUGUGUCUGUGACGUUUAUAUCCCAACUGAAGAAGAUUUGAAAGUUCACGAGCAAACCCACAGCAGUCCCUAUACUUGUAAGAUUUGCUUCACUGUUUAUGACCAGUUAUCGGACGCUCGGAAUCACUAUGACGCGCACGAGAAAACACAGGUCAUGCAGAACCCAGUUCAGCUACAAACGGUGACGCUCACACCGGCGGUUACUAUCCAGCAUCAAGCCCAACCAGCUCCCAUUCCUAUAGCGACCACGUCCGGUCAACAGCAAGCCGCACCCAACAUGACCACUAUGUUGAUCAUGCACAAUGGCACACCGAUGUUGGUACCGGUUCAAACGUUCGAUAGCAGCCAACUAGUCCAAGCCUUUCCUACCCAUUCGAUGCCAGCUCAAAUCAGUGCACAACCUGCGCCAGGCACAACCACAAUCACCCCUAUAACGACCGCCUGGCCCAUCAAUCAUCUGCUUCCUGUCAACAAUCAGAUCGAAAUCAUUCCAAUUCAUUCAGCACAGAGCGCCGCGGCGGCAGGGCCCAGUCAGGCUGUUACACUCAACCAAAUUCCAAUUCAGAACGCGGGAAAUGGAGGGAUUGUGCUUACACCGGUCACGACAAUUGAUCAGCAUCACUAUUUGAGGCAACAGCAAGCAUUGCAGGCACAGUUUCAGCAGCAACAGCAGCUGCAGCUGCGACAACAGCAACAGCAACUUCAACAGCAGCAGUAUCAGCCACAACUGUAGGCUCAUUGGUAAGAAACAGUUAAAAUUACAACUCAAAAGCCCGGUCCGGCUUUCAAUCCAAUAUGUUUGAAAGUAGGAUGCAAGCAAAAAUAUCUAAUUGUCGUAGAUUCAGAGCGCUUUUCAAAAUUAAGUUAUUCUUAUUUGUUUUAUAGUUUAUUACUAUUACAUAAGUAUUUAACUAUUUUUUUAAAUAAAUAGAACAAAAUCGUUCCAUGUCGCUGGAUAUGUAAUAAAGUUUUUUUUUAUCAUAUUGUCUAAAUUCAAAGACAAA
Molecule: messenger RNA, 1837 nt
Organism: Armigeres subalbatus
Lineage: Eukaryota; Metazoa; Arthropoda; Insecta; Diptera; Culicidae
Product: zinc finger and BTB domain-containing protein 40-like
Exons: 3
Coding region: 157-1566 (469 amino acids)
Biological process (GO): regulation of transcription by RNA polymerase II
Cellular component (GO): nucleus
Molecular function (GO): RNA polymerase II cis-regulatory region sequence-specific DNA binding; DNA-binding transcription activator activity, RNA polymerase II-specific
Source: RefSeq, a predicted model, not a curated record